AUGCAAAUACAGCCAGGAAGUGCAGUCAGUUCAUUUUGGUGCAUCCAAAGAAGUUGUGAUGCUAAACUAGCUGGCAGGACAGACACUACUGAUGUUGCUUCGUUUGUUAAGGUCGUGUCAGAUAUUAAAGUAAAGUUAUUUCAAAUUGAAGAAGCAGAUAUUGUCAAAAUUGAAAAGACUUUGCCUAAAACUUUAAAACCAGUCCCAGGAACUAUGAAGCUGCACCAGAUUAUCUGGACACAUUUAGAUGAAGAAACGAUUUACCUUAGAGAAUUAUCCUGUGACACGUGCCAAUUUUCUCCCAACUGUACUCACCAUGGAAUAGUUCCAAAUAAAUAUGCGUUCACUAUACAAAAUAUACCAAUGGAAGUUGAAGCUAACAGAAUUUGUUGUGCUUCCUGUGAAGAUAUUUUUGAAAGCGACACCGAAGAAGAACAAGAUUUGAAAAACGUAGGGUGCGAUAAAUUCCGCGUUGGUUUCAUUUAA
Molecule: messenger RNA, 486 nt
Organism: Psylliodes chrysocephalus
Lineage: Eukaryota; Metazoa; Arthropoda; Insecta; Coleoptera; Chrysomelidae
Source: the annotation of a GenBank genome assembly